CAAACCUCAAUACAUAAUAGCAACCAACCACCAUAUUGCACAAAUUAUUUAUUGUCGCUAUUACAUUUCAUGUAUAUAUCAACCUAUCUCUACCUGCAAAACCAACCAAGUUGCAAAAAUUUCCAACAUCGGAGACUGCGUCAAUAAAUAUUACAAUAAGUCCCAAUUUACACAUCAGAAAUUCUUUCAGCUCCACCCAGUCUCCGUUUAACGGUUCAGAAAAAAAUGGCGAGGAAGAAGAUCAGGGAGUACGAUUCCAAGAGAUUGUUGAAGGAGCAUUUCAAGAGAAUGUCUGGGUCUGAGUUGGAAAUCAAAUCUGCUCAAGUAACUGAGUCUACUAAUUUCGAGGAGCUAGUGGAUAAGGAAGUAUGGAUAUCGUCAACAAAGCUAGUUGUGAAGCCAGAUAUGCUAUUCGGGAAGCGUGGGAAAAGUGGUCUGGUUGCUUUGAACCUAGAUUUGGCUGGAGUUGCUUCGUUUGUCAAAGAUCGACUUGGCAAAGAGGUGGAAAUGGGGGGAUGCAAAGGACCUAUUACGACCUUUAUAGUCGAACCAUUUGUUCCACACGAUGAGGAAUAUUAUCUCAACAUUGUUUCCGAGAGGCUAGGUUGUAGCAUUAGCUUCUCGGAAUGCGGAGGAAUUGAAAUUGAAGAGAACUGGGACAAGGUGAAAACUGUAUUUGUCCCUACAGGUGCAUCUUUGACAUCUGAGCUAUGUGCUCCACUUGUGGCAACGCUUCCCUUGGAGGUUGGAGAUCUUGGGUAUGCAUCCGAGCUUGGUAACUAUGCAGAGUACAGUGGUGCACCUAAUGAAGAGGAGGUCCUGCAAUAUGCCCGAGUUGUUAUUGAUUGUGCAACAGCGGAUCCUGAUGGCCGAAAACGUGCCCUCGUGAUUGGUGGUGGGAUAGCAAACUUUACGGAUGUUGCCGCCACAUUCAGUGGCAUCAUUCGAGCUUUAAGAGAAAAGGAGGCGAAGCUCAAGGCCGCUAGAAUGCAUCUAUAUGUUCGAAGAGGAGGUCCAAAUUACCAAAAGGGUCUCGAGAAAAUGAGAAGUCUGGCUGAUGAAAUCGGCAUCCCUAUUGAGGUAUAUGGACCUGAGGCAACCAUGACUGGAAUCUGCAAACAGGCAAUUGAGUGCAUUAGUGCUGCAGCUUGA
Striga asiatica is the source of this 1152-nucleotide messenger RNA. The record is from the annotation of a GenBank genome assembly. Lineage: Eukaryota; Viridiplantae; Streptophyta; Magnoliopsida; Lamiales; Orobanchaceae.